GAGCGAAGGUUUACCGACUUGUAUCAGAAUAGAAAUAGCCAAAAAGUAUAUAUAUAAAGAGACGAUAUUCUAAUUCUAACUCACAAUUGUCGACUUCUGAAUUAUCUCAUUGACAUACGUUUGCAUGUCUCAGAUAAUUGUCGUUUUAUGAAAGAUUCGCCUUCAAUAGCUACUUGAAAGUAAGGCUUGAUUAGAGUGAAUUGGCCGCUAUGGACUCCAAACAAUUCCGAGAAGCGGCCAUCUCGUCCAUCGACGACAUCGUCAAAUACUACGACACAAUUGAGGAGCGAAGAGUAGUCUCCAAUGUCGAACCAGGCUACCUCCGAAAACUCCUACCGGAAGAGGCACCCGAGCACGGGGAAGCCUGGGCCGACAUCCAGAAAGAUCUCGAGUCGAAAAUCGUGCCGGGUCUAACACACUGGCAAUCACCCAACUUCCUAGCCUGGUUCCCCUCAUCGAGCAGUUUCCCCGCGAUGCUGGGGGAGAUGUACUCGACGGCCUUCACAGGCGCAGCAUUCAACUGGAUCUGCAGCCCGGCGGUAACGGAGUUGGAGACCGUAGUGCUAGACUGGAUGGCGAAAGCGUUCGGGCUGCCGGCAUGCUACCUCUCGAAUGGCCCGACCAACGGCGGCGGCGUCAUCCACGGCACCGCCUCCGAGGCCAUCGCCACGGUCCUCGUCGCCGCUAGGGACAAGUACCUGCGCGAGGCGACGUCACAUAUUACUGACGAGGAGGAGCGCGAGGACGCGAUCGCGAUCCGUCGUAGUAAGCUUGUGGCCCUGGGGAGCGCGGCCACGCACAGCGCGACGAAGAAAGCGGCGCAAAUCGCCGGCGUGCGGUUCCGCGCCGUCCCAGUGCACGCUGAGGACGGGUACCGGAUGACAGGCGCGGAGCUCGGGCGCGUUGUCCGCGAGCUGCGCGCCAAGGGUCUCGAGCCAUUCUACCUAACAGCGACGCUCGGAACGACAGACACCUGCGCCGUCGACGACAUGGACGGGAUCGCGUCCGUCCUCGCCGAGCUCGCGCCCCCGGGAAAGGGGGAGAUCUGGGUGCACGUCGACGCGGCGUAUGCGGGCGCCGCGCUGAUAUGCCCGGAGUACCAGCACCUCGCGAAGCAGUUCGACAAGUUCCACAGCUACAACACGAACCUGCAUAAAUGGCUCCUCGUCAACUUCGACUGCAGCGCCGUCUGGGUGCGCGACAGGAAACAUCUGACCGAUGCGCUGAGCGUGUCGCUUGCGAUUCUCAAGAACCAGCAUACUGACUCCGGCCUCGUUACCGAUUACCGCGACUGGCAGAUCCCGUUUGGUCGACGCUUCCGUUCUCUAAAGGUCUGGUUCGUCGUGCGCAGCUACGGCAUCGAGGGGUUGCGGAAGCAUGUUAGGAAGCAUAUCGGUCUAGCGGAGACGUUUGGGGAGCUACUUAAAGGCAGGCCGGAUCUAUUUGAGAUCGUGACGGGUCCGCGGUUCGCGCUGACAGUGUUCAAGGUCGUGGGGAAGAAAGGGGAAAGCACGUUGGAGGAACAGAAUGAGUUGACGAAGAAGGUGUAUGAUCGUGUGGUAGAGGACGGUCGCAUCUUCUUGUCGAGCACUGUUGUCGGUGGUGUGUUUGCUAUUAGACAUAAUCCCGCCACGCCGCUGGUGGAAGAACACCAUGUUAAGAAGCAUUUCGAGAUACUAGCUGAAGCGGCUGAGAAAGUGCUUGCUGAGGUAUAGAUAUAGAUGAGCAUGUAUUAGAUAAUGAGAUAUGUUCUAUGAGUCAU
Molecule: messenger RNA, 1762 nt
Organism: Annulohypoxylon maeteangense
Lineage: Eukaryota; Fungi; Ascomycota; Sordariomycetes; Xylariales; Hypoxylaceae
Product: pyridoxal phosphate-dependent transferase
Exons: 3
Coding region: 210-1715 (501 amino acids)
Biological process (GO): amino acid metabolic process
Molecular function (GO): pyridoxal phosphate binding; carboxy-lyase activity
Source: RefSeq, a predicted model, not a curated record